GUUCACGACACUUCAAAUUUUAAAUUGUGCGUGUUGCAAGAUUCAACACAGGUUUAUGCUGCUCCCCGCAGACCACCAUCACGCUGAGGUGGUUCUGCUGGGCCUCGCAUAUUGCCGCUCGAGCGUCACAGCUCUUUAGCCAUCUAGUGAUAGCUUCAUGAAUGCCUCUCCUCGUCUGGACGACGUCAACAGCGAAGCCGUGACGGUCCAGAGGCACCACCCCGCCGUCUCAAACAACACCCCAGUCACCAAGAAACGCCAGUAUGAAGAGAAACGGGACGAAAAGAGGGGAUCCCAAAUAAGAUGUGAAAUCAAGCCAUGCAUAAUCAGAAACCGUCAAGAACAUCGGCCACCCCUCCACCCCGGCAAACUUCAGAGGGAAAAAAAUGCACGGCCGCGACCUGCUACGGGAGUACGAUACUCCAGAUGAUCCCAUGCAAGGCCAUGCUUCCAUAUAUGACCUCUGGCCCGCCUUGUCUCGUCUUCUCUUUUGUCUCUCUCUUACACUCGACGUCGACUACAUCGUUCCGCAGCUAAUACACUCUCUUUCAUUGCCCAACUGGCUUGGCUGCUUACAUUCUUUACUGUAGUUUAUAGCGUUGUUUAACUUUAUUCCAUUCUCUUCAAUAUCCAUAACUUUUCCCAACAUCUUCGCUAUCUUCGACAGACAGACAUUACAUUCUUCUCGCAGCCUCGGCCUGCCCUUUUACCAAACCUUCGAUUCUUGUCGCUUGCUGGUUCAACAAGUCUAUUUUCAGCAUACAACUUUGAUCAAUCCGUCUUUCACAUCACUUAACGAUAAACGACUAUUAUGUCUUCCCCACAAAUGAACACCUCUGCCCAUGUGGCUCCAUCCAACUACUCUCCGGUCGAUGCCAUCAACCGACACGACUAUGGAGUGCAGAAGAAUAGAAAGCAGGCAUCAACUGGUGGUGGGAGAGCUUGGAGUGAGGAUGAAGAGGUUUAUCUACUUCAGACUCGUCUCCAGAAGAUGCCUUACAAGCAUAUCGCCGCUCACUUGAAGAAGACCGAGUUGGCUUGCCGUCUUCACUACCAUCAAUUGUCCCAUGGGAGCAACCGCCGCAAGCGAACCAGUUCCGUCACCUCGUCUGGUGCUGGUUCCGUUGCUCACUCCCCAAUCAUGUCUCACUCGAUGCCAUCCCCCAUCAACGAGAACAUGCAGCCCGUUACUCCACCCACCUACAACUACUCGCCCCAAUCACCCGUCCACGUUCAACUCCCUUCAGCAUCUACUCUUCUCCACCGAUCCGACUCCACCAGCCCUUCUCGAACUCUUAGCCACCCAGUGGCCAUCCUCCCCAAGCCAUCUCCUCCCCGUCGUGCUCUUUCCGACUCAUCUGCCAACCCACCACUCCGUCUCGACUGCGAUAUUGCAUCUGGUCAGGUCAACAUCUCAAAUGUAGACAAGGAGCGUCUUCGCCAGAUCUACGAGGCUCACCGGGCUUCAUUCUGGGCCGUCAUUGCUUCCGAAUAUGGCGGAGGAGUUUCUCCAUUGUUGCUUGAGGAGACAUGGAAGCGAGGAAUCGCAACCAAUGCUCCCCCGACUCCAUGCGUUUCUCCCGACACCCAGACUGUCCGCAAUGGUGGUUACCAGACAUACAACCCAAAGCCUAUGCAACAGCUUCCAACUCCAGUUCAGGAGAACAAGACCAACGCUACCAGCAUCUCAGCUCUCUUGGGCAUUGAUGCCAGCCCACGCAGCCCAAAGGAGCGUGAAAUGAUCAAGCGCAUGGAAGAGCGAAGAGACACCCGAGACAUCGUCAUGGCCGGCAUUGAGAUGGGGCAACGAUGCGACUAAGAACUUCAUGAGUUAUUCUUCGUUACAGGAUUUUAAUGAUUGAGGGUGGUGGAUGAUGUUUGAUUCUUUCGGAGCUUUAGGUGGGAGUUGGGGGGAGGGAAGGAGUCUGGACGAUUCAUGUCUUCAUGACUCAUGGACUGAACGAUGGGCGGUUUUCUUUUAUUGGUGUUUCUGUUCUAGGUGUGAUGUUUCGUCGUUGCUGCUUUGAGCUGAACGUUUACAAGAAAAGUGGAGGUAAAGUUGAAGAUUUGGCGGUUUUGUACGAUAGAGUUUUGUUGCUUUGAGAAAUUCAAAUAUUCUCCAUAUCCACUUCAUCCGCCCGUGUCGUUACUGCAUUGUUUUGAUCGGCAGCGUUGUUUGAACCGUCCGAGAUCAUACUACUGGUAUUAUGCAACUUGCAUAACAGAGCAUCCUCGUAUUGACGUUCUGAAUCUGUUGUGGUUCUGAAGUGUUUCACUCUGUGACGAAUGUGACCGCAUUGAUUUAAGC
This is a messenger RNA of Cadophora gregata, 2308 nucleotides long. RefSeq lists its product as uncharacterized. The record is from RefSeq and is a predicted model, not a curated record. Bases 812 to 1819 code for a protein of 335 amino acids. NCBI's taxonomy places the organism in Eukaryota, Fungi, Ascomycota, Leotiomycetes, Helotiales, Ploettnerulaceae. The transcript is spliced from 3 exons.